This is a messenger RNA of Paecilomyces variotii, 477 nucleotides long. RefSeq lists its product as hypothetical. The record is from RefSeq and is a predicted model, not a curated record. NCBI's taxonomy places the organism in Eukaryota, Fungi, Ascomycota, Eurotiomycetes, Eurotiales, Thermoascaceae. The transcript is spliced from 2 exons. Bases 1 to 477 code for a protein of 158 amino acids.
AUGAGAUCUGUGCUGCCCAACAAGCCACCUGCUGAGCCCGUUUUGCUGAGGCUUGAAGACGUCGACAUACCUGUGCCUGCUCUUCAAAAAGAGAACCCGACAUCGACCGGUUCAGCGCUGGCUUCAUCAUUCUUCGCCAAGACCCAUUCGAUUCAUCCAAUCAACAGGCCCUUCUCAUUCAACGUCGACGCUACGGAUCAUGGGUACACUGCUUUGCGUGAGACGAAAGAGGAAAUUGGCGUAGUUGUUUCACCGGAAGCCGUUUUUCCGCUUGUAUACAGAAGAACAUUCAAGCUCAAGGGCUUGCGGAUGGUUUAUUACACAUCAGUUGCGCAGCUUGGUGCUAAGGUUCCCGUUACUGUGUCGCAUGAGCACAUUGCCUGGGGGUUCUUCGACGAGGAAGCCGUACGGAAUUUCGGACCCUUUGUCAAGGAGAAGAGUCGGCAAGUGAAACAUGUAAUGCUUGAAGCAAAAUAG